AUGGAGUCCAUUAUUAACACGUACAAAUCGUCGUCUGAGUCAUCAUCAGAAGACGAUGCCUCCACCUCGUCGGACAGCGAAGUGGCAUGCUCCACUGUUGCCGAUGCUGCACGAGCUGGCGUCAAACGGAAGCGUAUUAAUGAAUCGCAAUGGCGACGAGUAUUCCCUCAUGUAGAUGGUAACUGGCCAGGUCACGUACGCUUCGACAUUGCAUUAAGUCAGGAGCUUCAUGAACACGCCAAAUACACUAUUGAACUUGUCCAGAGGGUUGCCGGUGGUGCCGUUAAACUAGUACCCUUCGUUCAGCUUGAUCCACAUGAAGAUUCAUCUACGGAAUUUGACAGUACUCCUCUACACAUGAGUCUUUCGAGGCCAUUCGUCCUCACCUACAACCAGAUAGGUGAUUUUGUGGACUCACUACGUGCUGCGCUCAAAUGGCGACAAAGGUUUCGAAUAACUCUGCGGCACGCUCUCGUAAUAUCCAACGAUGCUAAGACACGCUCGUUUCUAGCGCUUCAAGUUUAUGAGGGAAAGCAGUACUUUACUCAAGUGCUUCGCUGUGUGGAUCAGUGCCUCGCGCACUUCCAAUUGCCAACUUAUUACAAGAAUCCUAUUCCGCACUGA
Plasmopara halstedii is the source of this 624-nucleotide messenger RNA. Its product is annotated as u6 snrna phosphodiesterase-like. The coding region runs from base 1 to 624 and encodes 207 amino acids. The transcript is spliced from 4 exons. Gene Ontology annotation, molecular function: 3'-5'-RNA exonuclease activity. Gene Ontology annotation, cellular component: nucleus. Lineage: Eukaryota; Oomycota; Peronosporomycetes; Peronosporales; Peronosporaceae. Gene Ontology annotation, biological process: U6 snRNA 3'-end processing. The record is from RefSeq and is a predicted model, not a curated record.